This is a messenger RNA of Labeo rohita (rohu), 4175 nucleotides long. It is a transcript of the gene mafaa, whose product is annotated as v-maf avian musculoaponeurotic fibrosarcoma oncogene homolog Aa. The record is from RefSeq and is a predicted model, not a curated record. The transcript has a single exon. Lineage: Eukaryota; Metazoa; Chordata; Actinopteri; Cypriniformes; Cyprinidae. Bases 747 to 1697 code for a protein of 316 amino acids. Gene Ontology annotation, biological process: regulation of transcription by RNA polymerase II. Gene Ontology annotation, molecular function: RNA polymerase II cis-regulatory region sequence-specific DNA binding; DNA-binding transcription factor activity, RNA polymerase II-specific. Gene Ontology annotation, cellular component: nucleus.
GGUGGACAACAGUGCAAAAAUAAGCUCUAGCUAACGAAAAGCAACGGUGACAGCAGUCCAUAUAGGCUAACUUUAAAAGUGGCAGCGGAGGGAGGUGAAUUUACUAGUAGCCAGAAUUCCGCAUCCUUCGUCGGGCUGCGUCGGAGCGUCCCACCAGAGGAACUUACAUACCUACUGAGAUUUGUCACGCAUAUUGUUGCGGUUCGCAUUCGCUGGUGACUGUGUGAAAAGAAGCAGCAUCAUUCCUUUGGACUUCGAGGUAAAGUCUGACGCUUUCUGAACUUGUUGUGUGGCGGACUUUUCUGCGACAUGUGAGGAAAGUUCUCGCUUUCUUCACGUAGAAGCUUAAAGUUUAUUGCCUCCGGAACUUCAGACACGGAGGUGAAGAAGGAUAUUUGAAGAGUCUUACUCAAAGGACGAUUUCUCUGAAACCACAUGUCACGGUGAAGCGAGGACGAGUCAGGUUGGUGGUUUUGAAUUCACGAGUCUCAAGUUUCUGCCGCCCUGGCCAGUGAUAUUAACGCGUGAAUUUGACCUGGGAUAAGUUGUCAACAAGAGGCAAACUGGCAGGUGUAUAAGUACAUUUACAUGCAUGGGCAUACGUAUAUCUUGCUGCACUAUAAAUAGAAACUCGUGCUUAUGUAUUAAACCCUGGGCACUCAUCUUCAGCCCUUUUCAUCAUAAUCCCAGUGAAACCCACGCGUGUCGCUUUGGCUGUUAGGGUAGGUGUCGUCGCAUGGACUGACAUGGCCACCGAUCUCGCCAUGAGCGCAGAUUUGCCCAACAGCCCCCUGGCUAUUGAAUAUGUCAACGACUUCGAUCUCAUGAAGUUUGAAGUCAAGAAAGAGCCCCCGGAGGCCGACCGCUAUUGCCACCGUCUGCCCCCGGGCUCGCUAUCCUCCACCCCAAUCAGCACACCCUGCUCCUCGGUGCCUUCCUCACCCAGUUUCUGCGCCCCCAGUCCCGGAUCGCAGCCUGGCCAGAACCUCGGAAAUGGCGUCAACAACAACAACAACAGUGGCAACAACAACAACCAAGGCUCCUCGGGCAAGCCGCAGCUGGAAGAUCUCUACUGGAUUCCCAACUACCAGCAUCACAUCAGUCCAGAGGCCCUCAACCUGACGCCCGAGGACGCGGUGGAGGCGCUUAUCGGUAACGCGCACCACCACCACCAUCACCACCAGCCCUACGAGGGAUUCCGCGGUCAGCAAUACGUCGGAGAAGACCUCUCGACGGCCACGAACGGGCACCAUCACCCGGUGCACCACCACCACCAUCAUCACCACGGCCACCACGCGCACGCGCGCCUCGAGGACCGCUUCUCGGACGAGCAGCUGGUGAGCAUGACAGUGCGCGAACUCAACCGGCAACUGAGAGGCUUCAGCAAAGAAGAGGUGAUCCGUCUCAAGCAGAAACGGCGAACCCUGAAGAACCGCGGCUAUGCGCAGUCGUGCCGCUACAAGCGCGUACAGCAGCGCCACAUGCUCGAGAGCGAAAAGUGCACGCUUCAGAGUCAGGUGGAGCAACUCAAGCAAGACGUGGCGCGUCUGAUCAAAGAGCGGGACCUGUACAAGGAGAAGUACGAGAAGCUCGCGAGCCGAACCUUUAACGGCGGCGGCGGCAGCGGAGGCGGCAACACUCGGGACCCGUCCAGCGGCACUCACGGCAAAACCACUUCCACGGAAUUCUUCAUGUGAGAGUGAUUCUUGUUAAAGACUUUUUCCGCACCAACGUAUUCGUUUUUUAAACCUUCAUUUUUAUGAUUUUCAGUGUGAACUUAAUUUGCAGUUCUUACCUUAAACACUCAGUGUCCAUUUUAGAACAUACACUCUUAAAAAUAAAGAUCUGAUGCCGUGGGAGAACCUUUUUAGAUAAUUUACUCUCAAGAACUCUAGAGAAACAUCCUUGUACUGGUGCUUCAAAGAACCCAAAACCCAAUAUGCAAAUCUAUAGAACCCAUAACAUCCAGCACUUUUUCUUUCCCAAAGAACUACCCGCCAAAAUAGUUUUUGACAAGCAAGUCCUUAAAGUGCUGAAAGGAAACAUUCAGAAAUCUUUAUUUUUAAGAGUGUAGAGUCUAACAUUACAGCUACAUGUUUAAAGUCUUCACUCAUUAUUUGUGUAUAUUACUGUACCAUAAAAGUCUUAAGGUUAGUGUAAUGUUAGGAUUAUCUUCCACAGAUACUGCACGGACCCUUCUACUUCAUAAGACCUCCGAUCUAAAUAUGGGAUCACGCAUAACCACCAAAAACCCAUCUGUUUUGGAUUCUGUAAAUUUGUGUUUUUUCUUUUUUCUUUUUUUUAGUUGUAGGCUAACUGAAAAGUCAGACAUGUUUAAAGACAGCCGCUUCCUUUUUUGUUGUUGUUGUUGUUGUUGUUGUUGUUUUGUUUUGUUUUUUUCGUCUUAACGGAAUGACGAGUCUUAAUUGCGAUGAGAACAUACUGGAAACGAAACUUCAGCUUGUGAAGGGACUUUGUAAGGAACAAUUCUAAUAUUAAAACACUUAUAAGCAAGAAAGGGAGAUAGCAAUACAUCCUUGACUUUUCUCAGUCAUGAACUGAGGUUGAGGGGACUUGUGAACUUUGAGGGCCCUCAAGCAUUGCUCAAGUCUGCAUUACCCCACCAAUCCUGCAUGCGGGACAUGUAUGGUACUCCAAACGCGCCAGGUCCUUUUUCUCUCUUCCUCAUACAGCACUUGGAUGAAAAGCAUGGCCCUUAAUCACUCUCUCUUCUCUCUUUUUUUCGUUUCUUCUGCUCGACACAAACCGUGUAUGUGAAGGAACUCAUGCGUACCUGCGAAAUCACAUGAAAUCCGUCCUUGCAUUUCUUUUUCUAUUGUUUAGAAGUACUGAAUAAGAACAAAGGAAAAAAAAACCCACCGAACUGAGCCAGAGUUAUUUAUUCCCACUUGUACAUAUGUAGAGGUCAAAUGGUGUGUUAAUUUAACUUUUUAAAGUCCUUUUUGCUUGAUUAUUUAAAACGUCUUAAUACGAUGUUUGUAUGUAGUAGCAUGCAAAUGACAAAGAUAUUCUCAUCCUAUUGAAUAUGUACAAUUUCAAAGGAAGCUUACUGCACUACGAUUCGAAGAAUUGGGAUUUCUAUAACAUUUCUUUUCCUCUGUGUUAAUCGAAUUGCUGUUAUGGUGGACAUAGUUAGUCGAUCUAAAGUGCAUAUAAACACAAGGACUUUAAUUGCUGCUAAUAUUCUAUGCACCAAAUUCGAAAGCAAUUAACAGAAGCUCUGAUUAUGUGAAUUUUGUAUUUCAAAGUAAACGAAGGUAUGUAGAAAACCGGUUAGACAUGGAUAUCAAAAAUAACUAAGAUCAUCUCAAGAAAGUUUUUUAUAUAUACAUAUAUAUUUGUCUUAAUGACCGGGAUGAUGAAUGACAUAAAACUGUUAACUUCAAAUAUAUGACGGCCGUCGUCAGUAGAGCAAGAAUGGUUGUUUUAACUUUUUAUGACAUAAUAAAUCUGUAGCAUACUCUGUAUAAACAGUUGCCUAUUGUUUUGCAUUACAACAUUGUGAUGAUAAUAGGCUUCCGACCACUACAGGUAGAUGUCAAGAGAUUAAACGCGGAUAUAAUUCAACAAUAAUAGAGGGCUUGUGUGCAAACUUCGCUCUAAGUAAUCAUGCGCAUUUGAGGUUGAAAUAUAGCCCAUCUUGUUCAGGCUAAAUGAAGAAGUUGCCAAAAUGGAUUAUCUAAUGCACGUAAAUUGUCUUAAGUCAGUUUUCAAAUUCUUUCCGACCUGUGUAUGCUUAGUUUCCUAACAGAUCUAUCGGCCAGAAUCCUAAGAUAAUGUCUCCAAGUAUGCUCCUUUACCUGGGUUAGUAUCUGCUUGAUAUCUCACCUGAAAACCACUGUUAACAUUGAUUAUUUUUUUCGGUUAAAUUAUGAAUUAUGAUACAGUUCGUCAUGAAGCAGUUUCUCUGUCUUUUGGUCUAAUUUGAGGCACAGCGGCUUGAGGUUACAUAACCACAUGUGCUGUCAUGUGUGCUGUCUUAUGUAAAAAAAAUAAAUAAAUAAAAUGGAAAAAAAGAAAAAAACUGUACAUAGCUUAUAAUUUCUAUAUAUUUAUCGAAAUUAUAAAUGUCCUUACGUGUCAGUAAGUCCAAACCAAAAUGUUUCGAAAUGGAAUGUUGUUCAGAAUCUUGUUUUCAUAAUGUUUAAUAAAAA